Molecule: messenger RNA, 7149 nt
Organism: Oryzias melastigma (Indian medaka)
Lineage: Eukaryota; Metazoa; Chordata; Actinopteri; Beloniformes; Adrianichthyidae
Gene: tnrc6ba
Product: trinucleotide repeat containing adaptor 6B
Biological process (GO): positive regulation of nuclear-transcribed mRNA poly(A) tail shortening; miRNA-mediated post-transcriptional gene silencing
Cellular component (GO): P-body; nucleoplasm
Molecular function (GO): nucleic acid binding
Source: RefSeq, a predicted model, not a curated record
GCCUCAUAAAGCAGCAAUAACUGGAGCUGAAGGUUGUGGACCAGAAAAACAAACACUUCUAUAAACCACUAUGAGAUCAGAUUGGAUCUUCUGCUAAAGAAGAGGAAUUGGUUUUACAGGCAUGGAGGAAGGAACCGCCGUCCCUGCAGAACAUCUGCUCCAAACUCAGCUCCAAAUUCCAGAGCUGCAGCUCUGAGUUCGUGUCUCCAACAAUCUGCAGUGACGGGCGAAUUAAAGUGAUGGACUGAAAGGAGAGAGGAAAUGUGUUUUUCCUUGAAGCGGGAAAUGAAAUAUCUGGAGGGGAACUUGUGAGGUGCAGAGCUGAGGGAUUUGCUGAGCCAGCAGAGCGGACUCCACCCUGUCCCGACUCUCCGGUUUCCUCCAGAGUUCGUUUGUGUUUGAGAGGAUCUGGACGGAGGACUGGGCGUCUCGGUGUGUGGUGCUUCCCCCAGGAACUGCUGGCAGAUGGAGCAGACUGCGGCUUUCAGACGGUCCAACUGAAGGUUUGAGGAACAGUCUGACCAUCGUGUGGUUCUCCGGCAUGGACCGUCACUCUCUGCCCCGACAGCUGGGACACAUCCAGCCCCUCCGUGACCCCCAGCAGGACGGAUCUCACCAAGAAAACGCUUCAGUGGAUAUAUUUAUAACCAGCAGCCUGGAGGUCACGCAGAGGUGGUGGAGGAGCGCUAAUGAACAGUAAAUAUACAACAGAAGAAGAAUCUCCUCCAUACUGGUACCUGUGUGACCGGUGUGGACAUCACCUGCUGAACACACGUUCAUACAUGUAAGAGAGGAGCAUCAGGUCAGGAGCAGCAGUUCAUGGAAGACAAGAAAAGGAAAAAAGACGACAAAAGGAAAAGGGAAGCCUCUCAGAAGGUUACAGAACAAAAAAACAAAGUGCCAGACUUGACAAAGCCAGCUACUGCCCAAUCUCCUGCCUCUCAGAGCAGCUCUGCCUCCCCCAGCCCUGGGCCACACCCCUCCGCUUCUCCAUCUCCAGCGACCCUAGGCCCUGGCAGUGCUGCCACCCCAUCACAGGGCGGCAACAAUGCCAAGCGCCUGGCGGUGGCCAACGGACAGCCCUCCACCUCCAGUUCUUCCUCCACCUCCGGCAGCCCCGGCGCCGCCGGGAACGGCAGUGCAGGUAGCGGAGGCGGAAACCAGGCGCCUCAGCAGCCGCAGCGCUACAUGCCGAGAGAAGUGCCGCCCCGAUUCCGCUGCCAGCAGGACCACAAAGUGCUACUGAAGAGGGGCCAGCCGCCGCUGUCCUCCAUGCUGCUGGGAGGAGGAGAUAAUGCGAGUUCAAACAUGGCUGCUGCUUCAGAUUCCGGUUUGGCUGCUUCCUCUAUGACCCUCACCUCAUCAUCAGUUGCUGCUUCUACAACAAGUUCUAAUUAUGCAAAUUCCAUGUGGGGGGCAAGCUCAGGCAGUCAGGCCUCCUCUCAGGGCAGGGAGAAGGUCAUUGUCGAUGGCAAUGACGAAGAGGAGUGGCCUAGUAUUGGUGGCGGCGACGGAGGAAACGGCGGCGGUGGAAUGCCCGUGAACAGCACCAGUGCCUCUGGCAGCCGGUCCUCCCCCACCUCCUCGUUCUCUUUGCCCAAUGAAUGUAUGCACUCGUCCAGUGGAGUGGCGUGGGGGACGACUGGAGGAGGUUCUGCCGUAGCUGCAGCUGGGCCUCUGCUACAGCAGGCCUCCUCACUUUCCAAAGCCCCCGCUGUGCUAGGGGGCCACGACGCCAGUGGCCCCGCCGACGGCAACAGUGGGAUUCCAGGUGCCAACUUCAGUCCAAAUGCCAACCCUUCGGCCUGGCCUGCCUUGGUGCAGCAGGACGGCCCCGCUGCUGCUGGGGAGGGAGGUCUGACCUCCUUCCAUCAUCAGGGCUCCGGAGGGUCUGCCAACAACUCCGCCUCCUUGGGGCUGGGAGGCGGAGCGGUUGGGGUGCUCGGGGCUCAUCCGUCUAUAUCUGUGAAUCAGUCCAGCGCCCAUCAGCACCAACUUCACCAAAUGCAAUCCAGAGAGGUGGGAGGAUCAAAGUGGGACAAUGAAGCAGCGGGACCAAAAAGUGCAGGAGGGGAAAGGAUGGGAGGAGCGGACCACGGUUUGGGAGGAGGCGCAAUGAGUGUGGAUGAGCACAGCCUCGCCUCGUCCUGGAGAGGCCAGCCUUCUUCUUGCCCUGCAGCCAACUCCAAAAUGGGUGCCUCAAGAACUGAAGGGGGUGGGGUGUAGAAGGGGAGCGGGGGGGUUCUGGUAGCGAUUGGGGUGGCGCCGCUGCUAGCGUUGGUGUAGCUAACGCGGGACACGAGGAAGGCGGAGUCUGCAGUAGCAACAGCAGCAGCAGUGGAGGCAGCACGGGGGGCCACCCCCCGGCAGCUGGCUCCUCCUCCUCAACAACUACCACUAAGACCACAGCCUGGGACAAUCAGAAAGGAGAAGGGGAAACGGGGGAGUGGGGGGAGGGGGGUCAGCGAACGCGGGGAGGGUCCUCGUCUAGCGGCGGGAACUCGAGAAGCGGGAGCGGUCCGAGCAGUAAUCGUCCGCGCCGGCAGGCACUUGAUGCUGAAGCUGCCUUACAGAACCUGCUGAGCCGGUCGGAUCUGGACCCCCGCAUCCUGUCCAACUCGGGGUGGGGCCAGACGCAGAUCCGGCAGAACACCGCCUGGGAAGUCGAGGGCUUUGCCGGUUCCAACAGAGGCGGGACUUCUGCAGCGCCGCUGAAGCAGCCGUCCUCCGUCGGUGGUCCUUCUCAGUAUUCAAGUGGACCUCGGACCCCGAGCACUGAUACUAUGGGGCCGGGGGGCGGUACCUCCAUGGUUCCCUCCAGCGGGUCCACAGGAGACGGUUGGGAGAGCAGCAGCAACAGUAGCAGUAGUGGAGCCUCCUUAUCCGGGAGAACCCAGCAAGCUUUAUGCUCCAACAUUAGGAAUCUUGGCGUUACACAAUCUGGGCCAGUGACCUCACCUGUGCCAGGUAUGGGGUCGGGGAUGAUGGCCAGGCCGGGCCAGCAGGCUAAGCCAACAGAGUGGGGUGGAGCCGACGGCGACGGGGGUAAGGGGUGGGGGGAUGAGGAGUGGAGGAGCAGAAGAGAGAAAGGAGGCCGAUGGGGUGACGUUGGACAACAGGGCGACGGUUGGGGGGGCAAUCAGCAAGAGAGGGGCACUGGGGGGUGGAAGGAAGUGGCGGAGAACGGAGAGAGAGGUGGGUGGGGGGCGGAGCCAAAAGCUGGAUCAGGUAAAGACUGGAUGGAGCAGGAAUCCAAAUCGAAUAGUGGCGGUGGAGGCGGGUGGGGAGACGAGAGGAGGAAUGGGGGACACUCAGGUGGGGACUCGGGUGCGAGUGGGUGGGGUAGUUGGGAUGACAACGCCCCGCGUAGAAACUGGGGCGCGGGGGGGAGUGGGGUCGAUCCGGGUGGAGGCAUGGGGUCCAAACCUCACAUGAGUUUAAACAAGAUGCCAAACAGCCAGCCGGGCGGCGCCUCGGGCCUACAGGCACAACUGCAGCAGCAACAAUCACAGCCCCGCAAUCAGCAAACGCUGGACCAAGGGGCCGGGGGGAGGAAACCCUUCUCCCAAGUCCAGACACACAACCAAAGCUCAGGCUGGCCCUCGGAACCGAACCCCGGCGGGUCUGAGCCAAGCGGCUGGGAGGAGCCUUCGCCUCAGUCCAUCAGCAGGAAGAACGACAUCGACGACGGCACGGCGGCGUGGGGAGACCCCACCCACUGCAAUUACAAGCCGGUCAACCUGUGGGACAAAAACAGCGGAUCUGGUGGCCAGCAACCGCACGGUCAGAGUCCGGCUCAGCAGCAACCAGUACCGGCAGUGCAGCAGCAGCAGCAGCAACCCAGCAGGCCGGCAGCCGCAGGGAUCGGAGAUGCAUCAGGCUGGGGGCCUUCCCCAGCCAGUCCAACUGUAGACAAAGGCACUGCAGCUUGGGGGAAACCGACGGACACGCCGUCUGGCUGGGGGGAUCCUGAUGAAGGUGGGGGGAAGACGCCGUGCUGGGGGAACCAUCCCUCCAACCCAGUCAGACCCGGUUCAAAGUCUAUGCAAGAUGGCUGGGGGGACAAAGAGAGCUCGAUGGCCGCCUCGCGUCACUCCAGCUGGGAGGACGAGGAGGAUGCAGGCGGCAUGUGGAACAGCACAGGCUCCCAGGGAAGCAGCUCCUCCUGGGGGCAGGGCAGCAAUGGAGGCUGGGGACAAAGUCAGCAGGGGAAGAAGCCCAGCAACAAGGGCCACGUGAAGUCCGCCGGAGGAGAUUCCUGGAUGAGUCACAUCAACAGACAAUUCUCUAACAUGGGGCUGCUGAGCGACGAUCCCAGCAGCCCAAAUAUGGACCUGGCUCCAGGUUCCCUUCAGGAUAAGAAGAUGAGCGACUACAACGGAGACCUGAGGAAAGGAGGGAGAGGCGGCGUGAUCUACCGCCCUCCCGGGGCUAAGGAGGCUGCGCCCGGGGAUGCUGGGUCGUACUACGACAAGACCCUGCAUUUGCUCAGUCAGGAUGGGGGCCCUGGGGAGGAGGGUCCUUACUCUCUGUACUCACCACCCACUGUCUUCAAGCCCCAUUCCCUCUUCAACCACUCUAUUCCCUUUAGACAAGGUGCUCCAGGUAUCUUCGGUAGUUCAGGAGGAAUGGCCCAGUCGAGACAUCAACCAACGAUACCAUCCAUCAAUCAUUCUCCAGGGAUUCGAGCACAAGUGCCUCAUCAGUUCCUGUCUCCUCAGGUGCCAGGCUCCGUGCUGAAGCAGAUGCCCCCUCCCAGUGGGAGCAUGGGCGGUGUUGGUGGCAUGGGAGGAGUGACAGGAGGAGGAGUGUUCCCCCCACAGCUGUCUCCCCAGCAUAUCGCCAUGCUCAGCAGCAUCUACCCUCCUCACAUCCAGCUUCAGCUGGCUUGUCAGCUCCUUCUCCAGCAGCAGCAGCAGCAGCAGCCGCCGCAGCAACAGCAGCAGCAGCAGCUGCUGCAGAACCAGAGGAAGUUCACCCCAAACGUUCGACAGCAGACCGAUCCUCAGCUGGCGAGGAUCAUGACGGUCCUGCAGCAGCAGAGGCAGCAGCAGGUGGGGGGGCUCAGCGGCGGCUCCAAACUCUCCCCCUCACACCACGGCGGGCUGGGACCCAAGCUCGACCCCCUGCCGCAUCCGGGCCUGGCCAGCUCAGUGUCCGAUCUGCACCAAAAAAACCUGGGACCCUACUCCGGGUUUGGUCCUGGGGUGAACCUGCCAGGUUUGGACCUGGGGGGCUCCAUGGGGGGUCAGCAGUCCCGUUUUAAAUGGAUGAUGGAGGGGAACUGCUCCCCCGACUCGUCGUCACCUGAAAACGCCUACCACAAAAACGGUCCCAUCGCCCCCCACCACAUGAAGAUGCAGGCCAGCUCGCCGUACUCGCAGUACGACGGGAUGGUCGACGGGCUGGCUGACAGCUGGCAUCGCACCCCCGGCAACAAGAUGGGUUCCAAGCCGAGCAGCACGCCGAGCUGGCCUCCCGAGUUUCAGCCCGGCGUGCCGUGGAAAGGAAUUGACCGCGUCGACCCUGAAUCCGACCCCUACAUGACACCAGGGAGCAUGAUGGGAAACGCAGCUUCUCCCGGACUCAACGAUUCGGAGCACCAGUUAUUAGAAAACUCUGAUUCCACUCCUCCACUGAACACCUUGCUGCCUUCACCUGGUGCCUGGCCCUACAGUGCCUCAGACAGCCCGCUCAACCAUGCACACAACCCAGCAGCAAAAUACGCGGAUUAUAAGACGAGCUGGCCCCCGGAGCCCAUCGGACACAAGUCCUGGAAAGCCAACCGCGGCAGCAGCCAGUCCCAGAUGUCCCGCCCACCGCCAGGCCUGGCGGGUCAGAAGCAGCCGUCGUCUUCGCCGUGGUCCGGAGGAGCCCCCCGCUUAGCCGGCCGAGGCUGGGGGAGUGGGUCCGGCACCACCGGCUCCACCUGGAGUGAUGGCAGCGGUCGGGAAAGCUGCUGGUUGGUGCUCAGCAACCUCACGCCACAGAUCGACGGCUCCACCCUGAGGACCAUCUGCAUGCAGCACGGCCCCCUGCUGACCUUUCACCUCGGCCUGACCCAGGGAACCGCUCUGAUCCGCUACGGCUCCAAGCAGGAGGCGUCCAAGGCCAAGAGCGCCCUCCACAUGUGCGUUCUGGGUAAUACCACCAUCCUAGCGGAGUUCGUCAGUGAGGAGGACGUGGCUCGCUACAUUGCACAUUCCCAGGCAGGAGGAGCGGGGGGCGGAGGAACCGCAGCCGGGUCCACCGCUGCCGCUGCCACGGGGGCCAGCAGCGGCGGAGGAGGCGGGGCGGUCGGCAGCAGCGUGACAGGAGUGGAGGGGGCCCCCUCCAACCCCGGAGGGGGCGGGGCGUCUUCCAGCUCCGGGUGGCAAAGUCUUGAAAGCACAGGCAGCUCUUUGGACCCGCCGGCCGGCCAGGGGCCCGGGCUGGGGAUCUUCACCCAGUGGAGCACCAACGGAACCGGCGGGGCGGGGGGCGCCGAGCCCGGUCGGCAGGGACUGUGGGGCGGUGUGGGCGGGAUGGGCGGAGCGGCGUACCCCACCAGCAACCUCUGGGCCUCUCCGGGGCUCGAGGACCGCCACCAGAUGGGGAGUCCCGCCUCCCUGCUGCCGGGGGACCUGCUGGGCGGGGGGGCCGACUCCAUCUGACUGACGCGGCGCCCUCCCCCUCCCCCGCUGCAUCCGUUUACAGGAGAACACACACCGGUCACAUGCGCUCUGGGGUCACGUGCACGCUCAGCCGCUCCUCGUCACAUGAAGACGACAGGGAAACUUGAACGGGACUGUGGGGGGGUCCGUUAACCCUUUUAGGACUGGACUGGAGAGGCGUCGGUCUUUUUACCCAGCAUCCCUCAGGCAUGCACUGACAUGUUUUUAAUGUGCCACUGCUUUCUUUUCUAGAACUUCUCACCUUUGCAGACUGAGCCGUCUGAACCACGCCGGCGGGUUUCUGCAUUCCACUUUUUUCAGCCGGUCGGAGCCGACCGAGAGCCUGCAGGUUUGGGCCACACUACUGACGCCUGGCGGCGGCGGCGGCGUGUUUUCGUAGGUACAGACACAUCGCAACGGGACCCAGGGUGUACGGAGAACAAAGGUCAUGCGCCAAACUUGCACUAAAACCCGACCUCCAUCAAGCCAAGAAACG